Spirometra erinaceieuropaei is the source of this 1329-nucleotide messenger RNA. Lineage: Eukaryota; Metazoa; Platyhelminthes; Cestoda; Diphyllobothriidea; Diphyllobothriidae. The record is from the annotation of a GenBank genome assembly.
AUGAUGGCGCGAGUCACGGACAACGGAGCUGUCUCAGAAGCAUUCGCAGUGACCAAUGGAGUGAAGCAGGGCUGCGUACUGGCGCCUAUUCUCUUCAGUCUUAUGUUCUCAGCCAUGCUGAUGGACGCUUACCGCGACGAACGCCCCGGGAUCCGCAUCGCCUACUGGACGGACGGUCACCUCCUGAAUCAACGGCGGAUGCACUUCCAAUCGCGCGUAUCCACAACCAUCGUUCACGAACUCCUCUUCGCCGACGACUGCGCACUAAACACUACCUCAGAAGAGGAGAUGCAACGGAGCAUGGACCUGUUCUCCGCCGCCUGCGAGAACUUCGGUCUGGUCAUUAACACGCACAAGACGGUGGUGAUGCACCAACCUCCACCCAACUCAGCCACAGCCCCCAACGCGCCGCCGCAAAUCAGCGUGAACGAAACCCAACUGCAGGUGGUUGAGAACUUACCGUACCUGGGCAGUACUCUCUCCCACAACACCAAGAUCGACGACGAAGUCGCCAACAGGAUCUCGAAAGCCAGUCAAGCCUUCGGUCGCCUCCGAAGCACAGUUUGGAAUCGUCACAGUCUUCAGCUGAGCACGAAGCUGAUGCUUUACAAGGCCGUCAUCCUGCCGACACUACUGUAUGUAGCGGAGACUUGGGCGGUGUACGCAAAGCAGGCACGUUUUCUGAACCACUUCCACCUCAGUUGUCUUCGUCGCAUCCAGAGGCUGAAGUGGCAGGAUCGAAUCCUCGACAGUGAUGUGCUGGAACGGACGGGAAUCCUCAGCAUCUACGCCAUACUGAGACAAAUUCAGCUGCGAUGGAGCGGCCACCUGGUGCGCAUGGACGACGACCGACUACCAAAACGACUCUUCUACGGAGACGUCGCGACGGGUUCUUGCCGUCAAGGAGGCCAGAUUUGCCGUUACAAGGAUACCCUGAAGUCCUCCCUGAAAUGCCUGCAAAUCAACCCCACCAACUGGGAGGAGCUCGCACUCGAUCGACCGACCUGGAGGAGGACAGUGAAGACAGGCGCUGCGAUCUACGAAGCCAACCGCAUCGCUGCCGCCCAAGCGAAACGUGAAGCCCGAAAAUCACAACUUCGCCCAGUAAGCAACGCCGCCGCACGACCGCUUCCAACGUGUCCUCGAUGUCAACGGACAUUCUGGGUUCGAAUCGGACUUAAUGGACAUCUUCGGAUUAACUGCGUCUCUCGAACGGCACCAACCAUCGUCCCCCCACCUGCCUCUUCCUCCUCCUCUUCGCCGCCACCUAACCAUGACAAUUCUUCUGAACCACCACUUUCGUCAUCCUCCUCCUCCUUCUCAUCCUAA